CUCGCCGCCUGCACCUGUCCGCGGGGCGCCCGGAGCCCCGCCCCUUCUCCUUGGCUCCUCCGCAACGCGGUGGCCGGCCGGCCGGGCUGGGCUGUGUUUGCGCGCCGCGCCUGGGCGGGGGAAGCAAGUGCCCAGCCGCCGGGAAGGAGGAUGGCCUGCCUGGUCCGCCGCCUGCUGGACUCGCAGCCCGUGGCCCGCUUCCAACGCCGCUGCGGGCUCUUCCCGGCCUCCGAGGGAGGGGCGGAGCAGGCCGGCGCGGUGGAGAAUGGCAGCCCCCGCCACCUGCCCGCGAAGGACGUCGCCAAUGGACGCAGCAGUCCGGCCAAGCAGCGCGCCCACCCUCGGGCUCCCAGCGCCGCCAGCAACGGCUGGAAGGACUGUUCACAAGAAUAUGUUGUAAAGAAUUAUUUCUACUACUACCUGUUCAGGAUUUCAGCUGCAAUGGGUCAAGAGGUUUUCUACAUCACAUUCCUCCCAUUCAGUUACUGGAGCAUUAACCCCUAUGUUGCCAGAAGGCUGAUACUUAUGUGGUCCGUGGUUAUGUACAUUGGCCAAGUCUCAAAGGAUCUGCUCAAGUGGCCCCGCCCUUCUUCCCCACCUGUUGUCAAGCUAGAAAAAAGGACCACUGCAGAGUAUGGAAUGCCAUCCACGCAUGCAAUGGCAGCAACCGCCAUUUCUUUUACAUUUGUGGUUACAACAGUGAACAAGUACAAGUACCCACUUGAACUAGGACUGCUGGGAGCCUUCUUAUUUUCAACUCUGGUAUGCCUCAGCAGAAUUUACACUGGGAUGCACACAGUUUUGGAUGUGAUUGUUGGCAGCCUGAUCUCAGCCAUAUUAACUGCUCUGGCUUAUCCAACUUGGGACCUCCUUGAUCACCUGAUGCUGACCAGCCCCUUGUGCCCCAUGUUCUGCAUCGUUGUCCCCCUCAUCUUAUGCUACAACUACCCCAAACUGGAUUACUAUAGCCCUACUAGGGCAGACACAACCACUAUUCUGGGAUCUGGAGCUGGAGCAAUUAUAGGGUUCUGGAUAAACAAUCACUACGUUUCAAAUGUUUCCGCUGAAGAAGCGACACACAGGAUCCCUUCUGCCACCAGCGAAAUGCUCUUGAUGGUUCUUGCACAGUUCUUGGUGGGAAUUGCUGUACUGCUGAUCAUACGGCAGAUCAUCAAAAGCCUGGCUCUUAAAUCACUGUGUUCUUGGUACAAGGUUUCUAUUAAUGACAUUGAAGCUAUGCAGCAAAUGGAAAUUGAAGUGCCCUAUAAAUUUAUAACCUAUUCUUCCAUCGGCCUGAGUGCUACGGUGCUUGUGCCAUUGCUGCAUAAAUUAUUGGGCUUAAACUGAAUGCUGCACACUUUUCUUUAAGAAGCGGUCCAGAUUAUAGGGUGCAAUAAAAAUGCACGCAGAAGCAAAAACUUGA
Molecule: messenger RNA, 1423 nt
Organism: Lacerta agilis (Sand lizard)
Lineage: Eukaryota; Metazoa; Chordata; Lepidosauria; Squamata; Lacertidae
Gene: SGPP2
Product: sphingosine-1-phosphate phosphatase 2
Exons: 5
Coding region: 151-1347 (398 amino acids)
Biological process (GO): sphingosine metabolic process; phospholipid dephosphorylation
Cellular component (GO): endoplasmic reticulum membrane
Molecular function (GO): sphingosine-1-phosphate phosphatase activity
Source: RefSeq, a predicted model, not a curated record